ACACAAUUACGAAGCUUUUUGUUUCCUGUUUCUACUCCCUCGGAAUUUCAUGUACUUUCAAAUUUUUUUAAAUUAUGUUUUGAUAUUAAGUUUUAAUCACGUAUAUCAAGUAUGAUGUCAUAUUACUUGCCAGAAAAAGUUAUUUCGUUUGUAAAGUGUUUUUAUGUAGGAAAAUUAGCUUUAGGAUCAGUUGAUAUUGUGGUCUGUAUGGAUAAUGGCUAUGUUGUGGAAUAUGCUGGAUUCAAAAUAAAAAGGAAAUGUGAAACUAGGUGCUACAAUGCCGACUCAAUUGUACCUUUCUCGGCGUACGAGCCUAACCGUAACUUUUACGUCAUUAAGGCCCCAAAUUCAAUUGUUGUUGUGCUUAGAGAAGACAAAUUAAAGGUGUUGGAGACGUACAGUACUGUGCAGAAGUACUGUAUCCGUGAUUUUUCCGGCAAAGGGUUUCCGAUGGUCGGGAUUUGGACAAAGUCUUCACAAAAUCCGGACAUAAUUACAAACUUUGUAGACAAAACUGAAAUCCCAGAAAGAGAAAAAACAAUUGCGCUUUCAGGAUUUCUAUUCGAUAAGUUACAGGAAAUACGUAAAAUAACGAGAGAGUAUGAACUUAAACUUGCUGAAAGACAAGAACUGAGAGAGAGAUGCACUCGUAAUCUAGAAGAAACCAUAAUGAAAAAGUUACACUCAGAAAUGCAGGAGGGUGCCACUUCUGAUCAAAAAUUAUCACAGUUGUAUGUAGCUAAACAUUGGCAGAGAAUACACAACAACAAGUGGGUUCUUGGGACAACCGUUACGAACAGCAGUAGCAGAAAUGUGUCAGCCAUCAACAUGCUGCUGAGCUGUGACGAUGAGCCCAACCUCUGCUACUGCACUCGUGUUGUGCAGUUCCAGAAAGCUACCCAAUGGACGAGUGUAGAGUCACUCCUGGCCAAUACUACAGCACAUAUCUUAACAAUCCUUGAGGUGCCUUGCUUUAAGAACACCAUGGUGGAGAUAUCUGCUACAAUCACUUGUAAAGUAGAAAGUGAUACUGCAAAAGAGUUGCAGCUUCAUGUCCCACCUUUCCAAUUGAAGGUUCAAGAUGCUGUUAACAACUGGAACACUACAUUCACUUCACAUGAAGAUCCUGAAGAUGUUCUGUCAGUGCUAGCUGCCAGUGAAAAGGUUACAUUGACCGCAAGGUGGCAGCGUCCCGAACUACAGCUGGAAAAAAUUCUUGCCAUGAACAUGCACUUUGAUGAUUACGUUGGGUUGGGCUGUUUCUACAACUCGGGGAAAGAAACACCUGGCCUUGCUGGGUUGAUGGUCGAGAUAGCUCAUCGGGCUGGCAGUGAUUUUAUCAUCAAUGUGUACUCUAGGAACACCCAGCAGCUCUACCUGUUUGUCAGCAUGUUUUACGACGCGGUGCCGCUGGACACAGUAGCGUUCCUGCUCGCAGACGACCGGAGGGUGGACUGUGAUAGGCUGAGAGAGGCCUUUAGGGAGGAGCUCGUGCUCGUGAGAGGUCUGUUGCCCGACGACGCCAUGGCCUGCGACAGCGACGAUGUAGUCGUCGGUUGUGAGAAGUACGCUUCCUUCAGAGAGCACUUCUCCCAUCUCGAGCUCACCACAGACAUGCUGGCGAGCGGAAACCACCAACCCAUAGCGUAGUUACAGCAGUACGUAUUUUGUGUUGUUUAUUUCAUAAAACAUUUGUGAGAAAUGCCACUGUUCCCUCUACGUUCCCUCUACGUUAAGGGAAAAGAAAUCAAAAUUGAAAGGCGACAUCUGGGAUUCAGAAUUUUUUAGGUCAUAACUUUUGUCAAUUUGGUUUCAUUAAAGAAUAACAUGUUAGGUAUCAAAUUGUGUGAAAUAGAAAGGAAUCAAGCAUAUUGAUUGGCUGCAUUGAAUAUUUCACUACUCUCAAAUAAUUGUUGUACAGUUUCAUUUUCAGUUUUAAGGAUAACUAACACUGUAGUAAUUCUGUAGUUUCAGGAUAAGAAUUAUUUUUUAAAAAUAAUAAAUAUUAAAAAAUUGUUAGGACCCAGCAAGUUCAGUUUUGAAUUAAUGCAAAUUAAUGCAAAUUAAUGCAAAUUAGAAAAUGAAGUGGCCAUUUCUUUGAGAAGGGAGUGUACUUAGUUAAAUUGAAACCAAAUGUCGGUAAUAAACAGUGAGACACUCAAAUUAAAGAGAGGUUUGUAGUAUGGCAGUGUGGAAGCUUACUGUCACCUCAAUCUAACUGAUAUUUUCACAUUCAUUAUUCUCAACAUAAAACACUUAUGUAGCUGUAUUUUAUUUUUAAAAAGUAUUUGAAUAAUUGUUUAAAAUGUUGUACUUUCAUCCAUCUAAAACUAAAUAUUAUCUUAAAUGUUGUGGUGUUGCAAAGGCCAUGCCUCCCACUUCUUUUUGGAAUAUUUUAUGUAGUUAAUACAUUUAAUUGACUGGUGUUAAGAUUUGAUAAAUGAUAGUGGUAGCUGAAUUUUGAUAUAUAGAUGUGUUUAAAAUUACUGUAAAGGAUUUUACUACCCAUAGGUUUCUUUUUAUUGAAAUCUGGAUACAUUUAAAAAAAUUUUUUUACAUGUUUCGAUAAAAACCUUUAAAAGUAUUUUUACUUAUCUCAGCAUUUAGACUAGGUUAAGAAAUAGUUUAAUGUAAUUUUAUAGUAUUUUUAAUGGUAUUUUAUUUGAUAUUGGUUUUAGUGUUAUUAUUCGUAUUGCAUGGGAGUUGUUAAGAGAGGCAGGUGAUGCCCUGAGGUCCAAGAAAUAAACAUGAUCGGGUGUUCCUUUCUAGAGUGGGAACUCAAGGACAAAUAUAUCAUGGUGAAGUGAACUUGGUAAUGGAUUAUAAUGAGUCAGAGAAGGAAUGGUCCCCAAUUAUAUGUAUGUAAAAAUUGUUUCAUGUAUUUUAACUGUUGCCUUGAUAUGCUGUUUUUUUUAAGAAUCUUUAAAGCUUGUAUGUGAUUGAUUUUUGGGGACAUGUGACUUCCACCCUCAUUUGUGGAUGGUCAUCCAGUAAUCAUUCUCUUUUCAUGAUACUGAAAGUUGUGCGGGGUGGCAGUUCUCAAAAAUUAAUAGUAUAUAAUGUAAAAUUUCACUGCCAUAGUCUGAGCUACGUUGAUCUUAAUUUUUUUUUUGGAACAUUUUAAUUAGAAUUUGUUGACCACAUUUUUAUGCAAAAGCCUACAUCGAGGCAAACUUGAGUUUUUUUGCUGAGAAACCUCUGGAAGUAUUUUCCGUAAUCUAUAACUUUUUUCCAUCAGACUUUCAGUAACAUUUAAAAUUAAAUUGUUUUAUUUGUGAUAAACUUGUUAUAGGGCUUGUGAUAGACGUGUAAUAGUUUCUGGGUCAGAUAAUGGCCGCUAUCUUGCUUUGUGAAUCUUUGGUCCGGAAAAAUAAAAAACUGUAUAAAUCAAGUUAAUGUUGUGAAGAGAAUUUCUUUCUUUCAAAAAUCAUAGAGAGUAACUUUUCAUGGAACUGAACCGUAUUGUCGGUGUCCAGCAAAUUUCUCCAAGUUUAUGUAACGGUCAGACCAUAAAGCUAGCUGGGAGGUCUGAUUUGUGAUAACGUAUUCAAUGAUAUAAAUUUUGAUUAUUGACUUUAUCCACUUAUAUCUGUUCCCACCUCUCCAUGUUGUGGUCAGUGGCCAUGCCCCUAUAUAUUUUUAUUCUCUGCUCAUAUUUUAAAUCAUUUUAAUUAAUAAAUUUUUAUAUCUCUUAUUACUAAUUUAUGCAAUCAGCUUUAGUAUAUUUAGAUUAUUAUUCUUAUUCUUCUUCUUCUUCUUCUUCUUCUUCUUCUUCUUCUUCUUGUUUUAAAGGCAGUCUUAAUUGUAAUAAUUUGUUUUCAUUCAUUAAUAAUUAUUUAAUUAAUUAGAUCCUUCAAGUUUAAAGGUGUUGCAUAUUAGUAUAAAAUAAAAAGCAUUUUUAGGGUAUUGAGCCAACCGAGCUUUGAAAUCGCAUCCAGUCGGUCUACGUCGAGGUUGAAAAACUGUUUCAUGGUCUGGACACGAGAGUGCGGGUAUGGCCGUGAUGUCAGGACUGCAGAUGACUGUGAGUGGUCGAAGUGGUGUGUGCUGCGUGCAGCGAGCGGAGUGUUGUGGUGACCACCGCGAAGGGGGGUCUGGCUUUGAGUGCCACUGGGGUUGAUGGCGGCGACUGGACUAGUGCGACGAUGACGGAACUUAAGCUGUCGCCCGAUAGGGCUAAAAUACCUGCAGGACCUGCACUGUGACCAACAAUAAGUCAACCCAAUCCACCUUAAUAUUUCUGGUGAAGGAAUCAGGAAUUCCUAAUCCUCUAUGGCCAUCAUUUAAAGCAUGAAAAACAUUUUUGCAAUUUCAGCAGUUUUAGCCGUGGAUAUUUUUAGUCAGCCCAGUCUCGUCAAAUUGGUUUGGCCUCAAGGGUAAUUUGUAGUUUGUGCUAGAAAUUGCAGUAUUACCAAUUUUACGUAUAGUCAGUCCUGCAAGAGUGAAUGCUAAUAUCCUUUAGUUGGCAGAACACUUUGUUUGGAAUUGGGCCACAAUUUUAUUCAAUUUUCAUUGAACUUGGCUAAUAUGUUUUACCUUAAGUUGUAUAAUUUAGCCAGAUUUGAAUUGGCAUCACAAACACAGUUGUGUCAAUGAAUUUUGCAUCAGUAUUAGACUUUGGUAAUUUUCAAAGACUAUUAAAAAUACUUUGUUGUUUUAAUAGAACUGUAAUUAUUAAUCAUUUUAAUAUUUAUGCAUUUUUGGGUACUCACUAUUUAUGUGGAAUAGUUUAAUUAAAUUUUGCUGACUUCCUUUUAGAUUUUAAGCGUAAUUUGAAUUUCACUGUCUUAUCUUUUAGUGUAUUAUUUGAACAUACAUAUUUUUGAUUUUGGCAUUAACACUGUUUACAUAACCAGGUUACCGCAUCGUCUGUGUUAAAAGGGUUUGUUAUGUCAUCUGUAACUGCAUGUUUGUUUAUUAAACAUGCUAAGAACUUUAUUAAAUUCAUGUAGCCUAUAUUAUUUAUGGUAAUUGCUAACCCAAUUCAAUACUUCUGAAUACCGGUUAGCCUCUGCUAAUAAGAUUUGGUUUGCGUCGUUCUCUAGUGUUAGAGUAUUGGGCUUGGUAAAUUCAUGUAUAAAUUGGAGAUUUUACCAUUUGGCACACUAGCAAGAGAAAAAUGGAGUUGUUCGCCUUUGCUGGUAAAGUAAUAGACCAGCAGGGGUGUAACAACUUUGCCAGCAUUUGGAGCCCUACCUAACUUAUAAUCCUAGUCAUCCUAGCAAUAAAAUAGUAAAUUUUUGCCAGCUAUCUCCCUCUAUAUGGUAAUAAAAUCUCAUGUGUACAUGGCUUUCAUGCGUGAUAGAAGUGAAAUUAAACUUACAGUACAAUUACAAGUUUUGUUUAAGUUCUGUGUUUUCAAAUUGAUUUAAAACUGAAAAUUAAGUAUCUUGUAUUUUAAGAGGCUUCAGUUUAAUGUGUGUAUAUAAUGUGCAAUUGCUGUAUCUGCAGACACAAGGCCUUGCCUCGCACAAAAGCAAGUGGAACAAAAAUGGUGUCAAUUAGCAAUACCUUUUCAUCAUGCUCUUCCUGAUCAUAACACUUUCCUUAAUGCUCUGAGCACUAUGCUAUUUUGGUUAUGCUGCUUUUUGUUUAGCUGUAAUGUCAUCUCCUCUUCUCAUACCAGCUGUAAAGUAGUUUUAAUUCAAAAAUUUUUUUUAGUGAAUUGCAUUUAACCGUGUUUUCAAACUAGGAAGCACAUACUAUGGCUUUGUAUUACCUUUUUUGAAUACAGUACAUUUUCUUGCAAAUUAGAAAAUAAACUGUGAAAUAAAUGUUGAAAUCAUUGUAUGUCCAUCAAUAAAUAGCCUGCUUGAAAAAAAAAUCUGCUGUGGUAUUAAACUUUUUCUGAGUUGUAAAUGAAGGCAUUUCCAUUUCAGUCAUAAAAAUGCUACAAUAUUGUAUUUUAUGUGAUUUUGUUUUUCCAUUGUCAAUAUUAUGUAUGUACUGAAAACUUAUUACAUGAUUUAUCAAACAUGCUUGAUAAAUAUGAUGUACAUUUUUUAAUAAUCUAUUUUGCAGUUUAGUUAGAAUUAUGAUUUUAAAAAAAGCAUCAUACUUGUAAAAAUAUGAUGGAGGUAUUUGACAACUGGUUUUAAUCUGUUGUGUUAUCCCAAUAUAUAUUUUUGUGUCCUAAGUUGGCAAAUCAUUUUCAAUUUUUAAAUAAUAAUGUUAUUCCAGGAAUUCAUUUUUCUUUUCUUCUCCCCCACUCUCCUCCCUCCCAGCUCUCUCUCCCCCCUCCCAACUCUCUCUCCCCCUUUUCUUACAUCUGUGUCAGUCAGUUCUAACCAGUUGUAUUACCUUGCACUGGAUAUUUAGUGUGCCUAGGAUUAUUUGUGUGUUUUUGCUUGCAAUUAUAUCUUGUUAAGCCAUUAUCAUGUAUUUUGUGUUCUAAAGUGUCUCUCACUCUUACUUUGCAGACAAAGUAAAUGGUGCCCACUAUUGUCAGACUGACACCAACUGGCUUGUUAACAUUUAAAAUAUUACUUUGUACGCCAUCAUUAAUUAUAAUAAUUUAUUAAGA
Messenger RNA from Bacillus rossius redtenbacheri, 6523 nucleotides. RefSeq lists its product as uncharacterized. Gene Ontology annotation, cellular component: Fanconi anaemia nuclear complex. The record is from RefSeq and is a predicted model, not a curated record. Gene Ontology annotation, biological process: interstrand cross-link repair; negative regulation of double-strand break repair via homologous recombination; positive regulation of double-strand break repair via homologous recombination. Lineage: Eukaryota; Metazoa; Arthropoda; Insecta; Phasmatodea; Bacillidae. The coding region runs from base 112 to 1650 and encodes 512 amino acids. The transcript is spliced from 10 exons.